Messenger RNA from Emys orbicularis (European pond turtle), 807 nucleotides. RefSeq names its product endomucin (gene EMCN). The transcript is spliced from 14 exons. NCBI's taxonomy places the organism in Eukaryota, Metazoa, Chordata, Testudines, Emydidae. The record is from RefSeq and is a predicted model, not a curated record.
AUGGUGGCCACUGGGGAAGAUGAAGAACGUGGUGGUGAUGAGGAAGGAGAGGAAGAGAAGAAUGUGAUUUUGAAUGAAAGAGGGAAUUUCAGUGUUUCUUUUAUCAAAAUAUCAGCACAAGAAAAUUCAUCUAUGACUCCACCAUCCAAGAACAUUCAGUCAACUACAGGAUACAGACCCCCAUUCUGUAGACAUGGCCUGUAGUUUUUGUUCCUAGCACAAGAAAAUUCAUCUAUGACUCCACCAUCCAAGAACAUUCAGUCAACUACAGUUUCCAGUGAUUCAACCAUUACUAUAAGCAGUAGUACAAAUGUCUCAGCAGGGAAAACUGAAUCACUGCCAGGGAGUUCUGUGACGGCAGCAUCAGACUCCACUAGGAUGACGGCUGGCUCCCACUGGACAUCAACAUUAACACCAAGUCAUGGCAGUCCUGGUAGCAAUGACAAACAAGCGGUUAAUGACCAGUAUUCCAGUAUUAUUUUGCCAGUUGUGAUUGCCUUGAUAGUAAUAACCCUUUCUGUGUUCAUUCUGGUGGCUUUGUACAGAAUGUGCAGGAGGACAACCACAGAGGGACAAGAGAAUGGAACUGAACAAGCCACAACAGAUAAAGAGGGUGUCAAACUUCUUUCUGUAAAGACAACUUCUCCUGAGACUGGUGAGCACUCCUCUCAGGGAAAGAAUAGAACUCACCAACAUGAUGAAUCCUCCUCACACCUGGGCAAUAAAUAUCAAUUUGCCUAUCAAGAGCUGCCCCAUCAUCCUCUGAGAGCUGAGGCAUUUUCAUACUUCUCAAAUAUCUACUUAUAA